CCCGCUCCUUGUAGGGGCUUUAGUCUUUCAAGUUGUUCGAGAUGAACAUCACUCAAUUGUCUUACAGAUUGCAGCGCUCCUGUUUUGUCAUUUCUUCGUGUGAAACCUUAUUCAGUGUUAGAAACCCUCUGACAAACUUUCGUCUCGUCCGUACCAGCCCUCUCAACUAUCUCCGCAGAGCCGCACCUAGAGUGAGGACUUGAAUCAGUCACAUUUCAUCUAAUUUCGGAGCUAUCUCAAUUUCCAAACCCCAAAAUUUCGAUAAUGUGCGGAAUUAUCGCAGUUAUCCUGGCGGAUCCGAGUGGAUCUGCCGUGACCGAUAUUCAUGACGGACUUCCAGUUUUACAACACAGAGGACAAGACGCCUGCGGAAUAGCUACAUGUGGUCAGGGUGGGAGAAUUUAUACCCGCAAGGGCAAUGGCCUUUGUUCAGAUGUCUUUAGAACACCUGAACAACUUAUGGAUUUGCCGGGAAGUAUGGGACUUGGUCAUUUACGUUAUCCCACUGCCGGAUCCUCAGCAAAUUCAGAGGCACAACCUUUCUACGUGAACUCACCAUAUGGAAUUUGCUUCGCCCAUAACGGCAACAUCAUUAAUUCACCGGAAUUGCGCAAUCAUCUCGAUCAUGAAGCGCACAGACAUAUAAACACUGAUUCAGACAGUGAAUUGUUGUUGAACAUUUUCGCAAGCACUCUCCAAGAGACGGGAAAAUUCCGUGUCAAUGAGGAAGAUCUCUUUACCGCUCUGAAAGGAAUCUAUCGAAGAUGUCAAGGCGGUUACGCAUGUGUUGCCAUGCUUGCUGGAUUUGGUAUUAUAGGGUUCCGAGAUCCUUACGGCAUUAGACCGCUUGUUUUGGGAGAGAGGAAAGGCAUGAAGGGUGGCAUGGACUACAUGUUCUCUAGCGAAAGCGUAGCCCUUGACCAACUAGACUUUACAAAUCAUGUUAACAUUGCUCCUGGCGAGGCUGUCAUUAUUAAAAAAGGGUGCAAGCCCCUCUUCAGACAGGUCAACCCGACCCUAAAUCAUACACCUGACAUAUUCGAGUACGUUUACUUUGCCCGUCCGGACUCUAUCAUCGACGGAAUGUCCGUCUAUCGUUCCCGGCAAAACAUGGGGUUGUUUCUGGCAAAAACUGUCCUAAAAAGCCUGGGCGAGGAUGUCGUCAAAACAAUUGAUUUAGUCAUCCCUAUUCCUACGACCUCGGAGGUUUCUGCGCUCAGACUCUCACAAGAGCUUCGAAUUCCUUUCUGUCAAGCAUUUGUUAAGAAUCGAUAUGUUGGAAGAACCUUCAUUAUGCCAGAACAACAGGAGAGGCGGAAAUCGGUUCGUAGAAAGCUAAAUGCCAUGAAGGAGGAGUUCAAGGACAAAAAUGUACUCCUUAUUGAUGACAGCAUUGUUCGAGGCACUACCAGUCGGGAGAUCGUCAAUAUGGCAAAGGAUGCUCAGGCGAAGAAAGUCUUUUUCGCUAGCUGUGCACCCCCCAUUCGAAAUGCUCACAUCUAUGGUAUUGAUCUUGCGGACACCAAAGAACUGGUUGCUUUCAAUCGCACCGAGAAAGAGAUUGCCGAGCAUAUUGGCGCCGAUGCUGUUAUUUACCAAACUCUUCCCGACCUCGUCAAGUCUUGCGCCUCCCUGUCCACAACUAUAAAGAACUUCGAGGUUGGAGUCUUCAGUGGCGAAUAUGUCACACCCGUUGACCCCAGUUAUUUCAAGAGACUUGAGGGUAUCCGCGGGGAGAGUUCUCGGCUCAAGAGGAAAGCGGCCGCUAUCAAGGCAGUAGCUUCCAGUAUUGCAAACAAAGAGAAUGCUGCCGAUGUCCUGAACGGGGUUACCUCUCUUAAUGGCGAUGGUGAGCAAGUGAGGGACAGGAUGGAUGUCUCCAUUCACAACUUUGGUGAUCAUAUGGAUGUUAGUAGAGAGGCGGAAAUGGGUUUGACUGUUUGAAUUUUCCCCCCCGUACUUGCAUUACCUGUUAAAUUUAACACUAUCCCUAAAAUCUCCUCCAUAACCCCCCUCUCGUUGAACCAAGGUCCGGAGGGAAUAUUAUGAUACUACAUGAAAAGUCUUUUUUCUUUCGUUUUUUCCGUUUUCCAUUUUUCACCUCUGCACUUGUACCCUCUAACUAGUUUUUUACCCAUUAUUUUUUGAUCUUUUUUUCUUGGGGUUUCUGCUGUAGGUUAGAGAUAGAUUCUAGGUGAUGAGCUACGGUGGAUGGAUGUGAGUCUUUUAGUUA
Molecule: messenger RNA, 2233 nt
Organism: Tuber melanosporum (Perigord truffle)
Lineage: Eukaryota; Fungi; Ascomycota; Pezizomycetes; Pezizales; Tuberaceae
Exons: 7
Coding region: 265-1944 (559 amino acids)
Biological process (GO): purine nucleobase biosynthetic process; purine nucleotide biosynthetic process
Cellular component (GO): cytoplasm
Molecular function (GO): amidophosphoribosyltransferase activity
Source: RefSeq, a predicted model, not a curated record